CGACGAAUAACUUCCGGAAGUGAGUUUUUGGGGACUGAUCCACGUGGGCCUCCCCUGAAGAAUCGUAGUUCUGGUAAAGGUGUUUCGUGUUCCCCUCUUCCUCCCUCCCCCUGACUCCCCGACCUGGCCUCCCCCUACGCGGGACGCCUCUCGGACACCGGCUCCCAGGACAGAGACCAAGAUGGCAUCCCAGGAAGACAGCUUCCCUCGUGGGGGUUCAAAAAAGAAGGCACAUCCAGAAAAAGUUCCCCAGCAGCCAGUUGAACAUGAUAAUUUAUUUGAUAUUCCUACUGAAGAAGGAUCUCGCAAAAGAAAAAGGAACCAAGAACAAGCUGCUAAAAAUAAAAAAUCAAAAACAGAAAAAAAAGAACCCAGAAAAUCUGAAGCAGAGCAAAGUGGGAUUCUCAGUAUUGAGGUUCUGAGUGAGGGAAUGCGGCUCCUGGGCUGUGUGAAAGAGGUAAAUAAUUUGGAGCUUGUGAUCAGCCUGCCUAAUGAUCUCUGGGGAUAUGUGCAAGCAACCAAUAUCUGUGAUGCUUAUACAAAGAAACUGAAUGAGCAGGUGGAUCGGGAGGAGCCUCUGGAGGACCUGGCUCCCUUGUCCAAGUUGUUCCAGCCAGGGAUGCUGGUACGCUGUGCUGUCAGCAGCCUAAAGUCUACCUCAAAGAAGAACAAGAGCAUCAAGCUGUCCUUAAACCCCAAGGAUGUUAAUGGAGUUCUCAGCCCUGCCGCCCUAAAGCCAGGCAUGCUGCUCACAGGCACAGUAGACAGUGUGGAAGACCAUGGCUACCUGGUGGAUAUUGGCGUAGGAGGGACCAAAGCCUUCCUGCCUUGGCAAAAAGAGCAAGAGUAUGUCAAACAGAAGAACAAAGGUACUAAACUUCAGGUUGGCCAGUAUCUGAACUGCCUUAUUGAAGAAGUAAAAGGCAACGGGGGGAGUGUCCGUCUGUCUACUAUUCAAUCGGAGGUUUCUGCUGCCAUUGCUACGGAAGAGCAAAACUGGACACUAGAUAAUCUACUACCAGGGCUGGUGGUUAAAGCUCAGGUGCAGAAGGUGACCCCUUAUGGUCUCUCCCUAAGCUUCCUCUCUUCCUUCACUGGACUGGUUGAUUUUAUGCACUUGGAUUCUAAAAAGACUGGACAUUACUUCCAAACCCAAAUGGUGAGGGCCUGUAUCCUCUCAGUUCAUCCACGUACCAAAUCUGUCCGACUAACCUUGCAUUCCUCCUUCCUGCAAGCUGGUCGUCCCAUCACUCGUCUCUGCCACCAUCUCAUUGGAGCUGUGUUGAAUGACGUGCCUGUCCAGAGUUUCUAUACAAAGGCUGGUGCCACCUUCAGGCUGAAGGAUGGGUCUCUGGCCUAUGCCAAGAUCGGGCACCUCUCCCAGACUGAGAAAUCCUUUAAGCCAGAGAAGUUCAAGCCUGGAAAUCUGCACAGAUGUCGAGUUAUUGAUUUUAGCCCAAUGGAUGAUCUAGCAUUGUUAUCUCUGAAAACGAGCAUCAUCGAAGCUCCAUUCCUGAGAUAUCAUGACAUCCAGCCAGGGCAGAUAGUUAAGGGCAAAGUGUUCACACUAAGAUCCUAUGGUAUGAUUGUGAAGGUGACCGAGCAAAUCAAAGGCCUGGUGCCUACCUUGCACUUGGCUGAUGUCCAAAUACGGAAUCCUCAGAAAAAGUAUCGCGUUCAAGAUGAGGUCAAGUGCCGGGUUCUGAUGUGUGACCCUGAGAACAAGAAACUGCUAAUGACUUUGAAAAAGACCCUGGUGGAAUCUAGCCUGCCAGCUCUUACAAGUUACAAGGAAGCCAAGCCUGAGUUACAGACACAUGGUUUCAUCAGCAGCAUCAAGGACUUUGGUUGCAUUGUCAAGUUCUAUAAUGAUGUGAGGGGAUUGGUACCCCAGAGGGAGCUUGGUGCUCAACCCAUCUCAGCUCCAGAGGAAGUCUUCUACGUAGGACAGGUGGUGAAGGUCACAGUCCUGAAAAGUGAGCCUGAGCAGGAGAGGAUGCUCUUGUCCUUCAGGCUGUCCAAUGACAAAGAAACGGAAAGCACAGCUCAGAGCCAGAAGAAAGCCAUGGUCAAGAUUGGACAGUUAGUAGAUGUGAAGGUGAAAAAGAAAACUGAGAAGGGAUUGGAGGUGUCCAUCCUACCCGACAACAUCAGUGCUUUGCUUCCCACAACCCAUCUGUCAGACAAUGUCACCAACAGUCAGUUGCUCUGCUACUGGCUCCAAGCAGGUGACAUCCUCCACAAGGUCUUGUGUCUGAGCCACAAUGAUGGUCACAUUGUCCUGUGCAGGAAACCAGCCCUGAUCUCUGCUGUGGAAAGUGGCCAGGAUCCCAAGGUCUUUUCUGAAUUCCAGCCUGGGAUGCUGCUUACAGGUUUUGUGAAAAGUAUCAAGGCCUAUGGCAUCUUUGUCCAGUUCCCAUCUGGCCUCAGUGGAUUGGCUCCCAAAUCAGCCUUGAGUGACAAGUUUGUAACUACAAUCAGUGACCACUUUGUAGAAGGGCAGACAGUGGUUGCAAAGGUGACCAAUGUGGAUGAGGAGAAACAGCGGAUGCUGCUCUCCCUGCGCCUGUCAGAUGUCAUCCAGGAGGACACAACUGCAAGUUCUCUUACUCUCCUAAGCCAGUGUUUGGAGGAGCUGCAAGGUGUUCGAAGCCUCAUGAACAAUCGAGACUCUGUAUUGACUCAAACAUUGGCUGAGAUGACCUCAGGGCUACUUGUGGAUUUGGUGGUGCAAGACAUGUCAAGUGACGGCUCUCUGGUGUUCAGUAAUGGCUCAGUCCCUGGCCUGGUGUUGAGGGCCAGCAAAUAUCACCAGGGAGGGAAGGCAGUGGAUCCUGGACAAAGAACAAAAGCUGUCAUCCUUCAUGUUGAUACACAGAAGUCAGAGGUUCACGUUUCUCUGCGCCAGGAGCUGGUGAACAGAAAAGUCAAGCAGCUGAAGAAAGAUACUGAGCACCGAGCAGUUAUAGAACACUUGGAAAAGACAUUUGCCAUAGCCUCCUUAGUGGAUUCUGGUCAGCUUAUAGCUUUCCCAGUGGCCUCUCACCUCAAUGAUACCUUCCGUUUUGACUCAGAGAAGUUGCAGGUUGGUCAGGGGGUCUCCUUGAUCAUCAAGAGUACGAAGCCCAGUGACAUUGGUCUCUUCUUAGCUGUUGAGAGCUCUGUCAAGAAGAGGACCCCGGCUUUGCCCUCAGUAGCUCCUGAGUCUGCAGGGCAGGAGCCAGGAGUGGUGAGCGAACUUCUGGAGAAACCCACCUUGCCCAUUGGGGAGAUGGUCACCGGAACUGUGAAGUCUAUCAAGGCUACCCAUGUCAUUGUGACCCUCGAGAAUGGCCUUACUGGCUAUAUCCAUGCCUCCCAGAUCUUGGAUGAUGUACCUCAUGGCAUCCACCCCACUACCACACUUAAAGUUGGAAAUCCAGUCACUGCUCGAGUGAUUGGCCAGAGAACUUGGCUUACUCACAAAUCCCUCCCAAUUAGCCAUCCAUCCAGUACACAGACUGUCUCUGAGUUGAGUAUUCGACCAAGCGAGCUUGAGAAAAACAUCAGCAGUGACCCCAGCACUCAGUCCUCCAGCCCCACAGAGAAGCUCAAGCAGUACUCUCCUGGCCAGACGGUGAUCUGUUUUAUGAGAAAGUUCAAUGUAAUAAAAAAAUGGCUUGAGGUGGAGAUUUCUUCUGACGUCCGGGGAAGAAUUCCUCAACUGCUGACCUCUCUCAGUUUCAAGGUUCUGAAGCAUCCAGAGAAGAAAUUUAAGAUUGGCCAAGCCCUGAGUGCAAUUGUGGUUGGUCCAGCAUCUCCGAAGGCCUUCCUUAACCUGUCUCUCAUAGGUCCUUUUAAGUUGGAGGAAGGAGAAGUAGCCUUGGGCCGGGUGGUGAAGGUGAUCCCCAAAGAAGGACUAGAAGUCAUCUUCCCCUUUGGGAGAAUUGGGAAAGUUAGCAUCUUUGAUCUGAGUGACUCUUAUCUUGAGGAGCCCCUGGAAGGCUACCACCCAGAGAAGAUUGUCAGGUGUUGUGUGCUGUCCAACAAAGACCGUAUCCUGACUCUGUCAUUACGACAAUCCAGAACAAACCCCAAGAUGAAAAGCAAAAUAGAAGACCCUGAAGUGAACUCAAUGAAGGACAUUAAAGAAGGGCAGCUCCUCCGGGGCUAUGUGGAGGCCAUCAAGAAGCAGGGAAUAUUUUUUCGCAUUAGCCCCACACUUGUGGGGCGGGUCAAGUACCAGCAUGUUACCACAUAUCUCCCAUUUGACCGAGCUUUGUACCAGACCUACCUCCCAGAAGGAAAGCUGCUCUCAGCCAAGGUCUUGAGGGUCAACCGGAAACAGAACCUGUUGUAUCUGUCCUUCCUCCCCAAGGACACUGGGAAGCCAGAUGUGUUUCCUGAAUCUUUGGGCCUGCCACCACGGGACCAGGAAAGGGAGUUGCUCAGCAAUCAGCCGAAGAAGAAGCGGAAAUUGGAACAAGAGGAGGAAGAUCAUGGUGCCUCUGAGACAAAAAAGAAGCAGCAGAUCAAAGAAAAGAAGGAAAAGAAGCAGCUGAUGAAAGAGAAGAAGGAGAAACAGAAGCAGCUGAUGAAAGAGGAAAAGGAAAAACAGAAGCAACUGAUGAAAGAGAAGGAGAAACAGAAGCAGCUGGUGAAAGAGAAGGAGAAACAGCGUCAGACGAAAGAGGAGAUGCACCAAGAGCCCAGGGCAAAACAGAAACAGGAGGACCAGAGCCAGCUACAUAGAGAACCUGGGGCAAAACGGAAACAGGAGUUGCAAAAGCCUUCUGUCAAGCCAGGAGAGAAGGGAGAAAAUAAAGGGAAGCGGAAAGUGCCAGAGGUGGAAAGAGAACAGGAGACGGUGAGUAAGAAGAGAAAGCAAAGCCAUCCACUGGAAGAAGAUGAUAGUGGAGUUGAAGUUAAUUAUAAGGAGGAGAAGGAGAAGAGACUUAAACAGUCCAAGAAGAAGCAGACUAAGCCCACAGAAGUCCCCAGGCUGCAGCUAUCUUCGGGCUUUGCUUGGGAUGUGAGUCUGGAUACACUGACCCCAGCCAUGCCACCCCGAGAAGAAAGUUCGGACAGCGAAGAUGAGGAAGCAAGCCAAGCCACGCUGAAGAAAAGCAAAAAGGGCAAGGAGUUGGAGAAGCAAGAGGCAGAGAAGGAGCUGUCACGAAUUGAGGCAGCCCUCAUGGACCCAAAUUGGAAGCCUGAGACUGCGGAUGACUUUGACAGACUGGUCCUGAGCUCCCCCAACAGCUCCAUCCUCUGGCUGCAGUAUAUGGCCUUCCACCUACAUGCCACAGAGAUUGAGAAGGCCCGAGCUGUGGCUGAGAGGGCCCUUAAGUCCAUCUCCUUCAGAGAGGAGCAGGAGAAGCUGAAUGUGUGGGUGGCCCUGAUGAACCUGGAGAACAUGUAUGGCUCAAAGGAGACCCUGGCCAAGGUCUUUGAGCGGGCUGUGCAAUACUGUGAGCCCUUGAAGGUCUACUUCCAACUGGCUGACAUCUACACCAAAUCAGAGAAGUACCAGGCAGCUGAAGAGCUCUAUAGUCGGAUGCUGAAGCGUUUCCGACAAGAGAAGACUGUGUGGAUCAGAUAUGGUGCCUUCCUCCUUCAGAGGGGCCAGGCUGAUGCCAAUCACCGCCUGCUGCAGCGAUCCUUCAGUUGUCUGCCACAGAAAGAACAUGUGGAUGUCAUCUCCAAGUUUGCCCAGCUUGAGUUCCACCUGGGGGAUGCAGAACGAGCCAAGGCCAUGUUUGAGACCACACUUAGCAGCUACCCAAAGCGCACAGAUGUCUGGUCUAUCUACAUUGACAUGAUCAUUAAGUAUGGGAGCCAGAAGGAAGCCCGGGACAUCUUUGAGCGAGUGGUACACCUGAGCCUGGCCCCCAAGCGGAUGAAAUUCUUCUUCAAACGCUACCUGGACUAUGAGAAACAGCAUGGCACAGCUGAAACGGUGCAAGCUGUCAAGGAGAAGGCCUUGAGCUACGUGGAGGCCACAGGCACUCUUGCUGAAAGCUAGUGACUGAUGCGAGGGUGCAUGAGCCCUCCUGAAGAGAGGACAUGAGAUGUAUUUUUCUAAAAAACAUGAAGGGGUGGGUGGGGGGCUGUAAGGGUUUUAUUUAAGUUUGAUAACACAGGGUAGCUCUGUGAAAACCAGGUGUGACCUGUCCUUGUCAGAAUGUGUGUGUCUAUCUGGUGUCUAUGUGCGUGCUUGAAUGUGUGAGUACAAAACAAUGGGUCGUAUGUGAGGCAUGGUCAAUGUAUCAUAAUUUCUCUGAACUUUUUUUUACUUGUUAUAAAGAAUGGUUGGAAUGGGAGAGGGGGGAGGAUUAAUUGUGAAACAGGAUGCAAAAGUAAAAGGUAAAAAUAAAAAAGCAAACAUGAUAGAUCUUUAAUGGCCAUUAGCCCCUCGUUGACUGACAGACUCCCAAGAAACCUAUCUGGGUUUGGAACACCCAAUCCUGUACAGCCUUCCUUGGAAAUGUGGUCUAAGCCAAGAGGACUCGCUGGAUUUGAGGUCUGAAUUAAAUAAACUUGUUCAUCUAUCUUUAAAGUGGGGAUGAGAAUAGCUAU
This is a messenger RNA of Gracilinanus agilis (Agile Gracile Mouse Opossum), 6558 nucleotides long. It is a transcript of the gene PDCD11, whose product is annotated as programmed cell death 11. The transcript is spliced from 36 exons. Lineage: Eukaryota; Metazoa; Chordata; Mammalia; Didelphimorphia; Didelphidae. The record is from RefSeq and is a predicted model, not a curated record. Gene Ontology annotation, cellular component: nucleus; nucleolus; small-subunit processome. Gene Ontology annotation, molecular function: RNA binding; protein binding. Gene Ontology annotation, biological process: rRNA processing. The coding region runs from base 182 to 6004 and encodes 1940 amino acids.